GCCGACCGUCGCGAGCGCAUCUUUACGCGUCGCUAAAGCUACCACAUAUAUUCGUUUUUCCUACAAGUUAAAAGCAGUUUGGGAGUCAAAGUGUUACAGUGUCAGUGAUAUAACAACGAGUGAUAAUAUCCGUAACGUGUGAAGCUUUCGAUUUGGAUACUGAUUCCAGAUCAACUGAGUUACUAUUCAAGUAAACUGAACUGUGAUGCGGUGGAGAGAGAGUAAAGUGGGCGCCGACACGAUGAAGACAAUACUUAUAUUUACGCUGAUUAUGAUAUGCUCGUGUGAUGGAGCACGUCGGACAGCGCAACGUAGACAGGACACGGAGUUAUACGCCCCCUCGCCAAGUGUAGAGAGCCUGCAAGAGCUAGCGCAGGCGAUGGGCGCCGCCGGCUUUGAGCACUACACCGAAGGCAAGGCACUGGUCAAGCGGCUCAUACCCCCUGACAACCAGCCCGAAGAUAUUGUUGAGUAUCAAGGUGUGAUCGGGAGGGCCGGUAUAGACUUCCCAGCGUUCCCCAACAUUCCCCCCACCGGGUUCAACUGUAAGAACGUGCCCACUGGAUACUACGCCGACUUGGAAACCGAUUGUCAGGUGUUCCACAUUUGCGACACGUCCCGCAAGAUCUCGUUCCUUUGUCCCAACGGCACCAUCUUCAGCCAGUCGCACCUCAUAUGUGACUGGUGGUUCAAGGUGGACUGCGCCUCCGCCCCAGCACUCUACGAAUCCAGCGCCGAGUACUAUUCCAAUGAACAGAAGAAGAGUCAGAAGAUCACGCAAAGCCUCAGCAAAAACCAGGACCUUCAGCAAAUCGGCGCUGACACCAACAUCAGGGCGGAGUCCAGGCGUACGCCAGUCAAUGUGCCCAGCACGACUGAACGACUGCUCAGGAGCAGACAGAGACAGACCGAGAUCCCUAAAGCAACCGUGAAGACCUACCAAGCCUUGUUUACUGACAACUUCAACCCCACGCAAAGAACAGCUGCCACAACUGCCUUUGAACAAAGAAGAAAGAGUUUGGUUCAACUCAUUUCCACGAACUUUGGUAACAUUCCAGCAAGAACUACACAGCCCACUUACACAGAAUCUCCGGUGUACAGAAGUAGUACUCCGGACUACAGUUUGAGAGAGAUGCAGGUUGCAGCUGAGACAGCAGCAUUCGCGAACAACAAUAACAGACAGUAUCUGCAGGACUUCCACAACAAGAACUACAGGCCGUACCCAGUAUACACGCCAAACAUUCCUACCAAACCUAAGGCAAAGAGCAAUCCCAAUUUGACAACUCUGUAUGAUUUUCGUGACAAACAAUCGGCACCGUCAACCGCAGAACCAACUACGACCAAACGGCCAACAUUAAUACCUUACACCAAAAGUUAUUCGACAAUUAUUGAAAAACAAGAACCAUACACCAGACCAGGAGUAUCUCUACUCAAAGGUUUCCUCCAAAAGGAGAAGAACAAAACUUUGUCAUUGACAACUACUACCGAGAAAGUUCAGCAAGUUACCGCUAGGAGCGACAAUCUUGAGACAGAAAAACAAGGAACUGACAACACCAAGGACAAUUUCGAAUCAGCUACCAAAAUCCCUCACACCACCAGAGCCGACGUUUACACUCAGACAGCCUCAUCUGACAGGUACGAUGUAUAUUCCACCACCAACCACGCCACUCAGACUACAACAGAACCUUCCUACCAAGAACGUCGUGAAAGACUGAUGAGGAAACUGAACCUAGACAGAUAUGCGCCUACUGCCACUGAACCCACUGUCCCUACAACUAAUACUGACAAAUAUUUCGGAGACCAGCCUAACAGGCCAGGCUUAGUCGUUCCACCAUCACUAACACCUAAAACCUUACAUAGCCUGGCGAUCUAUUACGCAACAGCUUUAGAUAACUUGUCAACUACUCCUACUCCUGAAGAAGCUGAAACUGUUACACCUGCAUUCGAUGAGUAUGAGGCUAUGGAAGAGGUCCUACCAGCUCUAUUCAGCCGUCAGACAAUUAACAAAUACAGCAACCUCUUUGGUCACCAAAUGACUAAUGCUGAACUAUUGGAAGAAAUAAGAGAAGAUCCUAAUGGAACCUACAACGAAUUAGUAGAAGACCUGUCUGUUCAACAAAGUCAAAAUCCAAUCGCUACUUCUCCACAAAUCAGGGAAUUGGCUCAAGUCUUCACACACGCGUUAUCUGCCUAUCUACAAGACCCAGUUCAGUUUAGAAAGGUUCUGUCGGAUAUAAGACCAACGCAUCCUUCGUUCGGCGACUUGUUGACGACGACUGAAGAAUAUAUCAACACUGAACCAACGACAACAGUAAACGAGGAAGACGAUGAGAUACUAGGUUUCUCAGAUGAUCAUAAAGCUGUACCGCCUGUAUCAAACUUGCGAGAACCGAAAGCUUUAGGCAUCCCUACGAUAUACCCGGUGACCGAAGAAACAACCACUACUCCUAGACCUGCCACUGAGUACACAACACCAUCGUACAGUUCGUAUAGUUCUCUAUCUACUGUCAGAAACCCAUUCAGGUGCUGCGGAAGGAUAUCAGCAUCAUACACAUCGCCAUCAACUCCUGCUGCCACAACGCCAUCAUACACAAACACCGUGGCCGUGACCGUCAAUACUCUGAGCAGUCACGACAAUGAACCCUCAUCUACAACUGAAGCUGAUUACUCAGUUCACAAAUAUGGAGGGUUCCAGAACAAUGCUUUAACUCUUAAUGAUUCUCCAUACGGAACAAAUGCAGUUUCAACAGAAGGAAAACCAUUGAGCGAGUAUGUUGAAGCUACCAACUUACCUACAGCUUGGGGCAUAGACCCGUCAGCAUCCACGACUAAUGAUUUUGAAAGUAAGAAGAUUAAAACCACAACAGAACUUCCCCCUACUACAUCUGUGUACUUUACGGAGACAGAAAGCGUAGAAUUGGAGAACGAAGAGGAAUUACAAAGAGCUCACAGUCAAUCGUUCGCUGCACCACAGGGCAACAGCAUCCGUCAUGGCAAACAGAUAAACUUUGAUGCUGAACCAAUCAAAAAACCUGCUGAGGAUCUUGAAGCUCCUACGAUUCCCGAUGAUGACCUCACGACUGUGCAAACGACGACACAGCCUACGACAACUGUUAGAGUAACAGAAAUCGAAUCCCUUACUACUACACCGACUGCCUCCGAAGUCGUGUUCACUUCUCCUGACAGCGACAAGUCAACAAACCAACAAAGUUGGUCCAGCACAGCAUACGGUAAUUGGCAAAGUACUGUGAUAGACCCGAUCACACUUAACGAUGGAUUGAGCGCCACAGCGCUAGACCAGAACCAAGGACUGUCAGAGAACACAUACAUACCAAACACAGCAACUACUCCCACUGAGUAUAUCGCUACAGAACAGACAGCCGCUCCGACAGUCAGUUUCGAAGUAUCCACUCAUGAAACUAAAGAAUUUGAAAGACAAGGAAGGUUACUAAGAGAUUCGUCUACAGAACCAGCACAAGAUCUAACUACAAUAACCGACACAGUGGUAGAAAAAGCCAAAGAAAUUAUGAACGCGACUACUGCUGAGAAACUUAUGAAUGUUAUGAAGAAAACGAAAUCGAAGACAGUGAAGAGAUUGAUAUUGCUUUUGAUACAGACAUGUGAUGAUGACCAUAACACUACUGCUGAAGCAUCUAAGAAGGCAUUGCUCGAAGCUUUAAUGGCUGUUUCUCAAAAGGAUAUGGAAGACAUUGCAAAGGAAGAAGAAACGACUGAAGUACCAACCACAGAGGCUAACGUACUCAGAAGAGUAGAUAGAGUUGAAAAGACCAGAGGAGAUAGAAGAGGGAAAAGCCUUAACUUUGACCCGAGUGCAGUAAAUUCUCUAUCAAACGUAGCACAGACUAGUACAACCACAGAGACUGCAAAAACGACAGAAGACUUGGAGACUGCGGCUACUACGUUCAGUCCACUGAGAACUAACACUGCUAGUCGGAGAGGUAUUAAGAAGUUCCACGUGAGGACCACGCCGGUGGAACCUAGAACCACAGCUACAGCACCGUUUGUAGAUAGUCCUAUAGCUGAAGCCAGGGUAUCAGGUCCCAGUGACACGAAGGCCACGUCGGACACAAGAGCCUUAGAACUAUUAAGGUCUCUAUACUCUAUCGCGGCGCGGUGGGGUUGAGAAUAUUCUAGAAACGUAAGGUCUUUGUUUUUAUAUUUAGGGUUGAGUCCUGUGCGACAUUUUUUAUUUUGUAAAUUCGAUGUUUUUUAAGAUGGGAGUUCCGAUUUGUAACUUCUCUUGGGAGUGACCUCUAUAUAAAUUAAAAAGAAAAUAGAAAUCUACUGUGAAAAUGGUUUACAAAUUAGAAUGUUUUGUUAGGUUAGUGUGAUAUACGAAAUCCGAAUUGUUUAAAAGACUCUUUAUAAAAUCCAAGAAUAAGUUACAAUCAGAACAUCAGUGUAAAGUAAUUCCAAACCCUAAAUAUAAACGUGUAAAUGUGAUUAUGUAGAUAGAAUUUAUUCGUUAUCAACCUAAAUUCAAUAUCAUCAGGCAUUUUCAGCUACUAAUCUGAAAAUCGUGAUGUUUUAAAUAAGCUGUUCAUAGAGCUUUAUGCACGAGAUAUAUUGACUUAAAAUACAAUCUUUAUUUUAAAUUUAUUUAAUAACAAAAAUCAUAAUCUUGAGCUAGAACUGUUUAUUGAAAAUAGUAUGUCCACAUAAUUAAAAUGGCAACCACUAAUAAAACAAAACACUACUAAUAAUUUGUUUGCAUGUUGUGAUCUCCUAUAAUUGGAGAAGCACAAGAUAUCUGUUCUUUGCAUUAACACUAUGUAUGUUACGUGUAUUCUCUGUUGGAGAUCCUUUUUAAAUAAAUAAAACCAUAAUUUAAAUGGCUACUAACACUCAUCAUUGUUAAAUUAACGAAAAAUGAUUACGAAAAAACGAUCUCUUAGGUACAAUUUUAAGUCAAUUGACAAGAGAAAUACAUAUUUACAAUUUCAAAACAUAUCCUGAUGAUUGUAUAAUACUCAAUUGAUCAAACUAUACACAAGUCGUGCAUAUAACUCUAGACAGUUUUAACCUUCGACCCUAGUAACUUAUUACGUUUUGUUAUAGAAGAAAUUCGACUACAUAGACUUACGCAUAGUAUUGUAAUUUAUAAGCAAUCUUAUUGUUUAAUUUUCCUAUUUUUAGGAAGCAUACUAGGCUUAGUAUACUGAGUUACCUACAAAUCUACGUUUAUGUUAAUUAUUAUUAUUAUACAUUUCGUUAAAGCCACAUUCUGUAAUAUACUCGUAAGUGGACUAUCUUUAGUUGUAUUAUAUGUUAGAUAUGU
This is a messenger RNA of Spodoptera litura, 5299 nucleotides long. It is a transcript of the gene thw, whose product is annotated as chitin-binding domain protein thawb. Gene Ontology annotation, molecular function: chitin binding. The record is from RefSeq and is a predicted model, not a curated record. Lineage: Eukaryota; Metazoa; Arthropoda; Insecta; Lepidoptera; Noctuidae. Gene Ontology annotation, cellular component: extracellular region.